UUCGUGUCAUUACAAUUAUUUUGGUUGUUUCGUGUGGACGUACAAUUUGUGUGUCGGCCGUUGUGCUGUAUAAAGUAACGGAUAUUAUUUUAUAAUCAAAAAGCGCAGUUGAAUUUAAAAAUAAAAAUACAAAGAUUUUUGUUUGUAUUCGUGUUCUGCCACCAAUAAGUGAAAUUUGACAAAGUGCGGUUUAAAAACUUACCAUCGAGCUCACACAUUUCGAUUGCGCUACCUACUCAUACUUGCCCUGCAACUGUAACUCGUCGAAAGUUUGUGCGCGUUUUAUAUUUUUAAACAUUUUCUGUAUCAUUGUUCCAUCGUUGCCGAAAAUCGAAUAGUCAAACUGUUUCUCAGUGUCAUUGUGCGAGUUUUGUCUGAUAUCCUUUUUGUCCUAUCAUUCGUAUUCCUACGUGAUAAGGGUGUGUACUUGAUGACCUACCCGCUGUAAAAAAAAUUGGAAGGAAAAUAUUAAAACAAACAAGCAAAACACUUGUGUACACCUGCAAUUGCAGCGAACCGUAAAAGUGCAAGGAACAACGAUUCGGGAUAUACGCCCUGUUUUAAGUGAACACUUCAACGCUACGAGACGCAAAUAGAAUUUAUUUGAAAAAUGUCGGUGUCAUCAAAUGCCUCAUCUGCAUCCUCUUCGGUGACCGGUGUACCUAUCAGCAAUGGCAGCACGAACAGGCCAUCGCUGGGACGUCCAGGCAGCUGCGACUCCUCCGCAGGAAGUGAUUCGUCAGAAUUAACACAUAUAUUGAAUCGUAGGCAAGUGAUUAUGGAUUCACAAGAGGCAGGCAUUGAGGUGCCGCACCAAUUCAAGGUGGUUAACGUCUACACAGAAUUUCAUGAGUUCUCAAGAAAACAAAUUAAAGACUACCAAAAAACCUUUAACAAAUAUGACGUGGGUCACGACGGCUACUUAGAUUUGACCGAAUUAAAAUUUAUGAUGGAAAAAUUGGGCGCACCUCAAACACACUUGGGCCUCAAGCAAAUGAUUGCCGAAGUCGAUGAGGAUCACGAUGGCAAAAUUUCAUUCCGUGAAUUCUUGUUGAUCUAUCGCAAGGCACAAGCCGGUGAACUCGACAACGAUUCAGGUCUGAAUCAAUUGGCCCGUCUCACCGAAAUCAAUGUGGACGAGGUUGGGGUUACCGGCGCGAAAAAUUUCUUCGAAGCCAAAAUCGAACAGCAAUUGCGAACGAAUAAGUUUCACGAUGAAAUACGACAGGAACAGGAGGACCGCCGUCGCGAGGAAGAGGAGCGUGCCAAUCGGCGUUUACAAUUCCAGCAGCGUGCAGCGAUUUUUCAGUAAACCGAGAUUGUAUUGCAGAUACACGCACGGCUGGUUGGUGGCGGGGGGAAGUAAUGGGAAAAUUUUGAGAAACUUUUAAGAUCUAUCAUCACUUUAUAGCUUUUAAGGAUAUCAUUUAAGCACAUCAACAAAGCACUGAAUGGAAAUGUGUUAUAGAAACAAAAAGAAAAAAAAGAAAGAAAAAAACAUGAAGAAGAACCACUCAUACACAUCGCAUAUCGCAUAAAUAUUUUAUAAGAUUCAAGUAACUAAACAUGAAUAAUUGUACGUGAAGCAAGCUUAAGCGUGCGCAACAAGAAAAAAUAGCAUAACGAACAUAACAAAAAAGAAAAACAAAUAGGUAUACUAUGCAAAUAUAUACAUAUUAAAGUGCAUAAAUACUUUUUUCUCUACACAAGUAUUGAUACCAAAUUGUGCGUGCAUUUAGAAAGCACCACGUUAGUUUUUAGAAACAGUUUAUAUAGCAGCGUUCGUGCAGCAUUUAAUUGCUUUGCUUUAGUAGAUGGCGAGCCUAAAAGUAGACUGUAACAUUACAUGUUGGGCAUAUUUAUGUGCAAAUACUCUGUAAAAUCGAAUUGCGUGAAAUUGUUGUUCCAUUCUUUUCUCCUCACAGCUGCAUACACUUUCGUAUGUAUUAGUGAGCUGUUCGUAUACUCAACUUUAGGCGCUCAGAAUGUCGCUGAUUAUACUGAAAUAUAGACGCAAGAAUAACAGUUAAUUCGUUCAAAAUGUUACUUUUUAGUUUAAUACAACCUAGAAGUUUGCAAAUAAUUCAAAUUUGUGCUAACUAAAAAUUAGCGACUACAUUUGAGUUGCUGAGUACCAAAAGAGCAGUUGCACUCCUGAAACUUUGGAAUGCCAAAAGGAUGCUUUGAAUAAAACAACAAAAAUAAAAUUUCACAAAGUAAUUCUUGUAGCGCUUUAGCAAAGCAAUUGACUAUUGUGCGUGUGUGUUUAGCGUAUUCGCUUAUAAAUAGGGUGUGAAUUUGUGUGCAAAAAAAUUUGCUUUACUUUAAAAAUGAAGAUAAAAAUUCGCAAGCAUAAAUUUUGCGUAAAUUUCCAUUUUGUAAUUUUUCAUAUUGCAAUUUGCACCCGAAUUUUUAUAAGCAACCUUUUUUGGUUUUAUAAAACAAAACAACAAAAAAAAACUAGUAACUUUGUAGCAUUGCAAAAUCUUUUUGUAGCCGUUUAGUGUAAGCUAAAUUAGUUGUAUGUACUUGGCAAGCAAUAAUACGCACCAUAUAAAAAUAACUACAUACAUAUAUACAAAUAAUCAUACCGUACAAUUAACAGUCUAUAUAUAAAUAUAAAUAUUUUUUAUUGUAAACAGUUUUAUUUUCGUAUUUUGGGAUUUUGCAAUAUUUUUUACAUAGAAGUAUUUUGCAUUUUCCCUGUAAGCAACAACUGAAUGAAGUGUCUUUAAUUUAAUAGAAAUUUGUUUUAGUGCCAUUUUUCUUUUCAUUCUUGCUUACAUUUUUUUAUUGUUUAUUAUUUUUGAUUUUAGUUUUUGAUUUGUAUUUUAUUUAUAUUUGUUACUUUAAUUUUAUUUAUAUAUAUAUAUUUUUUUUUGAUAUUUUUUUAUUAUUUUUUUUUUUUUGCAAACACUUUAUAAAAAUUAUAUAAAAUUUAUAAAAUUAAAAAAAAAAUAUUAGCAAACUGAAAUCUAUGCAAGUUGAGAUCAAGGCGAAUCUAUUUAAAGUGGUAACGGUAAAUCAGCUGAUUUGCUUUUUCUGACACUUGUCAGAACAGAGCUGUAGCAUUUGCCAUUCAAAUCGAAUGGGAAUGUAGAAGCAGUCUGCUGAUAAAUUACGAUUCUUAGAUUUGUCGUCUCGAAAAGCCCAAGUCAACUAAAGCCCCUACACAUCGGAAAAUGGAUUAUUUUGCAGCCCAUUACUACUGUGUGAAGUUAAGUUCUUGGGGCCGUCUUCCAAUAAUCGGCUCAUCAGCACGAAAAGGACGAAGCGCACUUGUUGUGUGGACAAUAAAAAAACUCUUGCUUUUCGACUCGUGCGAAUGACUCGACUUUUCACUUAUUUGACUCGCAAGCUCAAAAUUUUGAGAAGCGUAAAUUUUAUUUUUUCAGCUCGCAAGUCAAAAAAAAAAGUAAUCAGUGGAAAAAAUAAAAUUUAGAAUUUUAGAAAUUCACAAAUUUUAUUUUUUAUAAAUUACAAUAGAAUUUUGCAAAUUUUAUUUUUUCAGCUCGCAGGUAAAAAAAAAGUAAUGAGUGGAAAAAAUAAAAUUUACGCUUCUCAAUUCACGUGGUAAAAAUUUGAAUUAGAAAAAGUAAUGAGAGUAAAAAAUAAAAUAUACAAAUUUACAAAUUUUAUUUUUUCAGCUCGCAAGUCAAAGAAAAAGAAAUGAGUGGAAAAAAUAAAAUUUAGAAUUUACAAAUUUUAUUUUUUAAAUUUAGAAUUUUAGAAAUUUACAAAUUUAUAAAUUCAAUUUUUUCCACUCGUUCACUUUUGUUUGACUUCAGAGCUGAAAAAAUAAAAUUUGUAAAUUUCUAAAAUCGAAAUAAAAUUUAUAAUUUUAUAAAUUUAAUUUUUUCAGCUCGCAGGUCCAAAAAAGUAAUGAGUGCAAAAAAUAAAAUUUAGAAAUUUUUUUAAUUUACAAAUUUUAUUUUUUCAACUCAUAAGUCAAGAAAAAAAAGUGAUCGAGUGGUAAAACUAAAAUUCACAAAAUCUGUUCAAAUAAGCACCUGCGAAUCAAUAAGCAAAUUAUUUUAUAGUAAAAUGCUGUGCAGCAAAUUACUAAAAUAAACAAAUAUUAAGCCAAAUUUAAAAAAAAAAUUAUUUAAAAAUUUAAUUUUUAAAUUUUAUUUCGAUAAAACAAUUUUUUAAGCCAUAUUUUUUUUGUUGUUUUUUUUAAUUAUUUUCUUGAUUUAUAUUUUAAUUAUUUUCUUUUUUUUUAUUUUAAUAAUUUUUUUUAUAUCUUAAUUAUUUGCUUUUUUUAUUUUAUUACAAUUAUUUUC
This is a messenger RNA of Anastrepha ludens (Mexican fruit fly), 4283 nucleotides long. It is a transcript of the gene Swip-1, whose product is annotated as EF-hand domain-containing protein D2 homolog. Bases 611 to 1312 code for a protein of 233 amino acids. The record is from RefSeq and is a predicted model, not a curated record. Lineage: Eukaryota; Metazoa; Arthropoda; Insecta; Diptera; Tephritidae. Gene Ontology annotation, molecular function: calcium ion binding. The transcript has 2 exons.